Messenger RNA from Odontomachus brunneus, 1720 nucleotides. RefSeq names its product tyrosine aminotransferase (gene Tat). The transcript has 11 exons. NCBI's taxonomy places the organism in Eukaryota, Metazoa, Arthropoda, Insecta, Hymenoptera, Formicidae. The record is from RefSeq and is a predicted model, not a curated record. Gene Ontology annotation, biological process: biosynthetic process; aromatic amino acid metabolic process. Gene Ontology annotation, molecular function: pyridoxal phosphate binding; L-tyrosine:2-oxoglutarate transaminase activity. Bases 189 to 1484 code for a protein of 431 amino acids.
CAGUGGCAGAGCACCAGCCGUGCGAGGACCGUCGAUCGUGUCGAUUGUGAGCAUCCAAUAUACGUCGCACCUGCGAGUGGAAAGGUCCGUGCGUGUCCUUGGGGAACACUUUGAGAGCGAAGAGACAGCGCAGAGAUCGAAGAUUAGCAGGUGAAAAUUCCGAGGGCUACUUCUACGCGAACAACGAGAUGUCCAUGCCCGUGAGUUUCCGUGAACGCUGGAACGUCCGCGCCUCCGACAUCGCCAGGCGAACCUACAAUCCCAUCAGGUCGAUCGUGGAGAACAUCGUCGUCGAGCCGAAUCCCAACAAGUCGAUGAUCGCGUUGUCUCUCGGUGAUCCCACGACUUUCGGCAAUCUCAAGCCACCGAAGGAGGUGAUCGAGGCAGUGCAAGAGAGUGUCGCCUCGCAAUUGUACAACGGAUACGCGCCGUGCACAGGUUAUCAGAGGGCACGAGAGGCCGUGGCGGAGUACAGCUCAAACGAGUUCGUGAAAGUCGACGCCAAGGACGUGAUCCUGUGCAGCGGAUGUUCCAGCGCACUUGACAUGUCCAUCACGGCUUUGGCCCGAGCCGGUCAAAACAUCCUGAUUCCACGCCCUGGUUUCUCGAUCUAUCGAACGCUGGCGGAAGGUCUUAGUAUUACGGUCAAAUCGUACGACUUACGCCCGGAGCUCGGUUGGGAGAUCGAUCUAGACGACCUGGAGGCACAAAUUGACGAGUCAACGGCGGCGAUUGUAAUAAACAAUCCCUCGAAUCCGUGUGGCUCCGUGUUCAGCCGUGACCAUAUACUUGACAUUCUCGACGUCGCCGCUCGUUACUACGUACCCAUUAUAGCCGAUGAGAUUUACGAGCACAUGGUAUUUCCAGGACGGACUUUCCACUCGUUAGCGUCUCUAUCGACCGAAGUUCCUAUUUUAUCGUGCAGCGGACUGACUAAAAGAUUUCUAGUUCCAGGCUGGCGUAUGGGCUGGAUAAUAAUCCACGAUCGUCAGAACGUCCUGGAGGCCGAGAUUCGCAAAGGCCUGCAUUGCUUGAGCCAGCGAAUAAUUGGCAGUAACACCAUCAUCCAGGGCGCCUUGCCCGCGAUACUUCGGAAAACGCCGCAGAACUUUUUCGACGACAUUAUUCACACAUUAUACUCGCACUCCAAACUGGCGUACAGCUUUAUAGUAAAGAUACCGGGCCUAAAGCCGAUAAUGCCGGACGGAGCGAUGUACAUGAUGGUCUACAUCGAUCUGCCGUGUUUUCCGGAAUUUAAUUCCGACCUCGAAUUCGUGCAGCGGCUGCUGAUGGAAGAAUCUGUGUUUUGCCUGCCCGGCCAGUGCUUCGAUUUUCCCUCGUACAUGAGGCUGGUAAUCACCCUGCCGAGUGACAUGCUUGAGGAAGCUUGUCAGAGAAUUCAAGAAUUCUGCGAGAGACAUCAUUAUAAAACGGCGGAGAUUGUUGGCAGGAACAAUUUCGUCGACGUCGAAAUCUCAUAUUAAAAAGGGAGGCUGAACACACGCCACGGAACUCGAAAACUCCCGUUAAGCACCCUGCUGAUUAUUUUCUCUCCGAUCGGAUCCGAAUCGUGACGACUGUUCCCGAAAAGAAAAAAGAGCCUCUUCCUCGGCCUUGGUUUACUUUUGUGUAUAUGUACAUGUGUAUUUUUAAUUUUCUAUAAUAUUGCUUAUAAGUGUACAAUUAUGUAUGUAAUAUGAACAUUCGAUAUGUAACAUUC